UUUUUGGGUUGAUUUUUCGACCUUGGCACUAUAUCAAUCCAUCUUUCAGCCUUUCAACAUAACAUUAUCCGCAAAGAUAUUUACAAGUGCAUUUUCGAAGACUGAAUUUUCUUUCAAAGCAAUCCUCAGAGAUUUGCUAUAACUGCUUUUUAGAAAACUGGAUUAGCUACAGAAAUUUUACAGUGAUGAAUAUGAUUUCAUUGAGCAAAGACCGGGAAAUCUAAACGUUUCUUUCGCUGUUUGAAUUCAACGUUUCUUUUGCUGUUUGAAUUUAGCGCUGAAGACUAUUUUCAGUGUUCUUGCACAUUACUAACAAUGUGAGAGUUUGUUGCAAAGACUUCGAAGAAUCUGGACGAUGCAAAAUAUAUUGGAUAACGCAGGCUGUAAAAGGGAGGGUUGGUUGAAUUGAGAAAACAUGUUUUACAGGUUGAUACUUCAUGUCUGUCUUCUAUUUCCUGACGCGUCAAGCAAACCUAUAAUAUUUCCAAAUCGGCUUGCUGCGCGGAAAUAUGAAAGCUUUGUUUAUGUGAUUUAAAAGCGCAGAGCCGUGCAAGCGAUAUGACAGCAGCGUAAGUAGCUAGGCCUCCGACGGAUCAUUGGGCAGGUCAUUGAAGCAUGACUAAACUUGUUCCGUUGAUGGCCUUUUGUUGCCCUGUUUUAUUUGCAACCAGGAAACAGCUCAGCAUUUUUGAUAAUAUGUUGCUGUUCUUAUCAAAACUAUCACAUUUAAUUGCUGUUACGAUGUGAAGUUUAGGCCUACUGCUUCCUGGCGAUGAAAAUAACCAAGGCUUUGUAUGCAGAUGUCAGGGCGUUUUGAAGUAUCGAAUCUAAAGCACUAACAGCUGCAACAACAACAUCAGCAAGAAGCAGAAUAUCAACGAGUAGCCCUCACUAUGGCUUUGAUCAGAAGGGAGGCUAUGUUGACAUGCGGAUUGCUGAUAUGGUUCAUUCAUAUGGCGACAAGUCAGAAUGAUGAAUCUAUUCAUAGCUCGUCAAAACAGAAGGGUCGUCGCGUAAAAGCCUAUUUUGGCGAUCGGCAACACCCUGCGAAGAGUUGUGCCGAUAUCUUCAAGCAGAUGCCUAACCUCCCAAGUGGUGCCUAUUGGCUUGAUGUGUAUGACUGGACAAAGAAUAAGACUAUCCAAGAACGGCAUUACUGUCAAAAUACGCUUUCAAAUGAGACUAAAACAGGACUGAAGCUAAAAGGUCAACAAGGUGCCAUUGGUGUUGAGGAUCUGUCAUUGGGCGAGCCCCCUCCAGAACCUUUUGAUUGGGAGGAACUUACUGAUGGAAACUGGCCAUUGCCUGUGACACCUCCGACGGAAGAGGAGAUGAAAGAAAGAUUGAAACAAGCAGUAACGGAUUAUAAAGAAAAGCUUAAAAGCAAGAGUGAAGGAAAUACAGGAUCUAACAUAAUCUUGAAUCGGACUAGCGUUGGUUAUAAUAGUUUACCAGAGUCUGGUAAAAUCUCAAAUGGGGUUACUAGUGGUUUUGUUGUUCAGAGUCCAGGUUCCAUAGGCAAGUCUCAAGAGUUAGGCGGUGGGGCUAUUGAACAAACCAGUGGAAAUGUCGAAGCGGUUGUAUUUGAAUCUAAUCCUGCAAUGGAUUCUAAUGAAACGGCCAGCAACUAUACAGCAGAUUUAUCCAAUAGGUUUAGCUAUAAUUAUUCGACAGAAAGAAACGCGAGUACCACCCAACAAGGAAAUAGCAAUAUAUCUAUUGCUACGGUGGAUAAUGAUACCAUUGCUACGGUAGAUAAUAAUACCAAUGCUACUGAAAACAAUGCAACGUUCAGGCAGAAUCCCGGAUAUUCUUCGUAUAUCCCCGUUUACAAUGGUUCAAAUCUUUAUUGGCAGAAUAACGAGAGUGACAGCGGACUUAGUUUAGAUAUGAAAAGAGCAAACUCUUCAAGCGACAAACAGCAAGAUGUUGGCAAUUUCGAAGCCACGAACACAACUGUGUAUUCGUAUUAUCCCUAUACAAGCCCAUAUAUUGAAGCCAACAAUAGUGUUGAGUAUUAUCCAUACAACAGUACCGCUCCCGGCGUAACCAAUAAUGCUAGUAAUAAUACUGCUGAUUGGAACAAACAAUACAAUAGCACAGUUAAUUACACACUGCCUGCAUAUAGUUCAUCAUUAACCACAGCUAGUAUGGAGUAUCCAAGAAAUGACAGUCUUUUGGCAAACAAUGCCUCAGAUGGGGCUUCGAAAAGCUUCAUAAACCAGAACUUUGAGCAGCAAAGUCAGUAUUUACCAAUGAAUGUCUCAGGAAUAGCUCUAAGUACCGGGUCGAUUGUUUUUGAAGCCGAAGCCAAUGGCACUACUACUUCAAAAGCUGAUAACUCAACCCUUGAUUCUAUAUACCGAAAUACGAUAGAAUCUUCUGCUUCGAAAGACAACGAAACUCAGAGUUUGCCUCCAUUGUUGGGCAACACUACUUCAGAGAUCCAGCUCAUAACUUCUUCUAACGGGUCCUUGUAUCAAAAUACAAGCCGGAGUGAACCGUCCGAGUCUGGUAACUCAGAGACUUCAAAUGGCAAUGUUUCAGUCGAUGUCUAUGGGAAUAGCAACGCAUCCGGUUAUUCAACUCUAGGUAGCAUCUCCACAGAUUCACCUGCUAAUUUUUUCUCGAAUAAUUCGAAUAAUUAUUUAAAUAUGCAAAACUAUUCCACAAAUGAAGUAACCAACACACCCGAGAAUGCUAAUUAUGUAACUCAGCAAGAUUACCAAAAUAAGACAAACGAUGUGACGGUUGGGUAUGGCUUAACACCUUUCCAAAACAAUAGUGGGAGUAAUUCAAGUAAUGCAAAAGGACUUGGUGGUACUUACGAAUUGACAAGGGAACCAGAUGCUUAUAUGUCUCAAAAACCAGAAGCGCCAAAGUUGGACCAAAUGGUAUAUACAAAUGAAGAUACAAGGCGUUCGAGAAAUGGAACUAGUACCUCUGUCGACCACGAUGGAGGAAAUAUUGGUGCUUCUAGAUUUAUUGAGAAAUCUCGUAAUUCACAAGAGCAAGUCCUUUUAUUUUAUGGUGGUGCCAGUCAGAAUAGGUCCGAAGAUGCGGAAUUAUUAAGUGGGACACUUUCGAAGAUUCUAGCGGGUACUGUAAAACGAGGCAGUGUUAAUGCAAGUUUGGAAUCAAGAAAAGAGAAUUCAACUACGGAGAAAUACUUCAAUAAAUCCUUAAAUAGCAGUGAUGUAGUCGGUUUACAAAAUGUUAGCAGCACAGCAAACGACCAUGCAUUGAAUAGCAGUGAAGCACAGUCGAAUGGAGGUGCCGCUAAAAAUUCUAGCAAGAUUCUGCUAAAGAAGGGAAAUGAUUUUCUCAGUGCAAUGAACGAGGUCGAACAAUUGAAUUCAAGUCUGAGUAACCUCACAAACAAUCUGGAUACUUUAAAGGAGCAGUUUCAUCUUUUCAAUAGUGGCAUCAACCAAACCUUAGCCAGCUUGAAUGAGAGUAUUCAGAUUGCAAAUAGUACUCUUACAGAUGAUUAUUUACCAGUUGAGUAUAGUCAAUCGAGUUUUUCGCCAGAACAGAAAGAAACAGAUUCAGACGACAAGCAAGAUAGGAAAGUACGUUUGUUUAUGAUAAAUUGGAGAAAAGUUGGUCCAUUAGAAGAGAAAGCCUCAGAUACUGCUUCUGAAAUGGGAAAGACAGAGAGUUCAACACAAAAUGGAGUAAGUGGAUCCAAAGAGAAGACUGGUUUAGAGAAAGAGCCAAGUAGAAAAAUCAAAGAGAGAGAUGGGCUGUUUGUCAGGCCAGGUUUAAACAGAGGCUCUAUUCAAAUGGCUGUGAAUAAAGACGAUAUAAACGCAACAAAGCAGCGAGAUUUACUUGGGGUAGCAAGAGUAAAGAUAUCAAAAGGCCCUUUGGCGUUGAAAGCAACAGGAACUUCUGCCGGCAAAGGGCUAAAUCGCACGGGAGACGCCAUAAGCAAGCGGGCUUCAAAUGCUAUGCUUAGGAAUGCAACCCGAGCUACUGGUGAUGCUCACACUCUAGAAUCACUUGACAUUCGGGGAAAUCCAGCAGAUAAAUUUCUCAAUAACACAGAUCCUGAUGAGUUGAAUCAAGGCUUAUGGACAGCUGAAGCGAUGAACUACGCAAAGAAAGCUGACGAAGAUUUUGCCAAACAGCAAAAGUAUAUCGAAACUGGUGGAGAUAACGCUUUCAAUAAAGUUAUAAAAGAACAUAACAGAUCUGGUGGCCAGAAUAUCUUGCGUGAUCCAAGCCGAGCAGAUGCUACAAAAGAGAAGAUGAAAGAAUUUUAUGAUAGAAAUGACGAAAUAGUCCUUGGCAAGGGCAAAAAUGGUUUUGGAGGUUUGCAGAAAGUUGACACGGUAAAGAAUAGUGAAAAGCCUCCAGGUCUUUACAAAGCAGCUAAACCUGGUAACAAGACAAGCAAUGCAGAAUCUAACUUUAAGAUGAGCAGUUCUACCAGCACAAGUACAGGAAGCGAGACAGGUACCAAUACUUGGGCUCAGGUUGGAGUAGGAACAAAGGUUGAUUCAAGUGCUGGCUCACAGGAAGACGUUACAGAAGACCCAAAUUUGAUUUCAAGUGUCGAGGAGGACAGUGGGACGGCUGACGACAAUGAUAACUGGGAAUGGAAUGAUGAAACUGAAGAGAAUGAGUACCCCGGCUAUAAUCGUCCCCAAGGUCUUGGAUUAUGGUCAGACUCAGGUACGGGUACAGGGGUUGGCGUAAGUAUUGGUGCGAAUGCUGGUGCAAACGGGGGUUCUGACACAUCAUCAGAAACAGAUGCUACAACAGAUGUUGGUUUGCCAACAAAGUGGUCCGAUUUUGGAUUCAGCAAUGGAUUUGGGAUGGGUAUGGGCACCAAUGCAGGCUCACAGUCAGGAGCGGAGACAAUGACAGAAACUAGUGUGAAUAUCAACACGGAUGUCAAGACAGAUAGUCAGUCAAAGACCGGGUCACAAGCUGGGUCUAAGUCGUCCGGAUCAAAAUCGAAAUAUAAAUGGAAAUCGGGUCCGAAGUCAGGGCCACAGUUGGUACCACAACCAAAAGCCAGUAAAAAUGUGUACGAUAAAACAAGUUAUUUAGUACCAGGAAAGCAAAUCCAACCGAACGCAGGCAUGGGACAUCUGUCCAAUGCUCUGUCUUUAAAAGAGUUGUCACCAUUCAAGGCAGCACCACAGUUGGGAAUACAAACAAACACACAAGUCAGUGCAAAAGUUCAAACACAUUCAAAUGCACAAGCCCAGUCAGGCAGCAAUGCGAAAGUUGGGUCUAAAGCAAAGAAUACGUCACAUCAGAGACUGCAUAAAGCAAAGCAGCGUUUAAGCGCUAUUGUUAAUGAGCAUAACAAUAGAUUAGCGUCUGACACAGAGAACAACCCUCUCAGAAAGAUGAAACAGACGCAAAAAACGCCAAUGCAACUGAAGAUGGAAGAAAUUGCGCACAAAACGAGAAACAAGCCGCUCGGUUCUAAGCCUAAAAACAACAAUGGAGGCGAGAGAGCGAACCAGGCUUCUAGUGGGGGUGUUGACCCGAAAAAGACAGAAGCAUCAGUUGAUAUUUACUAUGAAGGAAGAAAUAAUGAUGGAGUAGACAUAAACGCUGGCAUAAGCAUCAGCGAUGGACAGAGACUUAGAAAGCAAAAGGCAAAUGGCAAAAUGAAUGAACAGAUAGUAGAAUCGCCAUACCUCUGGUAUGAAAGGUACCCUUAUGACAUUCCUAGCACUGCAGACAUCAAUAGGAGACUGGACUCGCUUCCAUAUGCGUAUUACACUCCACAAAUGAGAAGCCUUCAACGCAGGGUUAGAGCAGCCCGCCAGAAGAAGUUGUAGUUUAUCGACAAAAUAACAGAUCUCAAAAAUUUAAAUUUAUAUAUUUAUGGGUUGGAUGGAUAUCAGGGUUUUUGAAAAAGCGCUUAUUUGAGAGAGUGGCUUUCAAAAGCUGUUAUCUCUCAAGUAGAUUUGAACUUCGUUCGCAUUUAAAAAUGUCGCAAUAUCUCAGUGCAAAAUGAUUUUUUCGAAACUUAACGAAUAUUUGCGGGGUCAAAAAACGCAAUUCUGUAUGGUGUAAAAAACUAUUUUAACUUUUCACUUUUAUUUCAACACAAUUACUUUUUAGCUGCAUUGAGGGGCGUUUAUUCAAGGGGGCGCUUAUAUAUAUAAUAGCAUCAUAUCUGGGCGCUAAUUCAAGUAGGCACUGACACGAUGAUCUAUAUUUUGAUUUCUAAUCCUUCAUUUUUAGCUGUUGUAUUAUUGGCCAAAGACAACUAUACAUAUUGAACUUGACGUUUUAAUGUAAUUCAAACUAUCAGUAAGGUAUAUUUUUACGAGUCGCACUUGCAUAUAGCUACGUUUGGAAUAAGAUUAAUGGUAUACUUUAAUUAUAACUUAUAUUUCCUCUAUAUCCCGUUCGAGGACAGGUUAAUGACUCUUGCUGCUGAAACUCGAAGUAGCAACUUUAUUUUCUUUAUACCUAAAUCGUGUACUGCCCUGCCUGUGCGGUAUCGAGAAGUUUUUUGAUAGACCAGUAAAUAGUGAUUUUCAUUGAUAUGUUUUAUAUAGAGUUCUUAAGUUAUGACGUCAAAAUAGAUACGUUAGAAUUUUUAAAUUUCGAUACGGAAAGCAAAAAAGCAUUAUGAAAUACCUCUAAUUGUGUAAAAACAGUUUUAAUGUGCCAGGAAUUGACUGAGAUAUGGCUAUAUUAACACUGGCUCUUUCCUUAUCAAAUCACUGUAAUUUGGUGUCUGUUUAUAACAGUAGUCCGUUAGCAAAAUUUAAAUCUUUCAUUGGCGAUAUCUCAACUGAUUGGGCCAUUAUCACCCAAUAAGAAGUUAUUUUGAAAUUCUGAUUACAUGAGAAUGGCCUGUUCAAUUCGGUAACAGUUCUGGUCACUAAAGGAGGCCCAAAACGGACUUCAGUACUUUUCCUACUUUAACCAGAGUUUCGGUCUGGUACAGUUUGAGACAGGAUGCCGGAACGACCAAGGGGCAAAGGGGCAGGUUCCAGUAAAAGGGCAUUUAAAAAAAAUUCUACUAUUUCUUUUGCAACUGUCUUUUUAUUUCGAUAUUCUGUAGUAGACCAGGCGGAGAAUAGGGGAAUGGUCGUCCGAGAGCGAAAUUUAUGGAACCAUGUGCUUCUGGUCAAUUCAAGGGUGCUGAUUUCAAAAAUCGAUGUUGUCGAAGACCGGGAACCAUCAGUCUCUUUUUCGUGUUUGAAGUCUCGUUUUGUGGAUAUGAAGGUAAUCAACGAGAAAACAGUUUAAAUUGAAAUAAAUUACAAGUUUAAGGUUGUAUAAGCAUAUUUCUUGCGCAUAAAUGCUUAAAGCCUCGUUUUUACAAGGAAAUUGCAUAAUCUUAAGAUUUUUAUCCCUGAGUAGCAUCUAAAAAGUCUAAUACAUCUUUUGAUGGGACUAAUUUUUGAAUUGUCGUCCAUAGGAACUUUCCAGCGGUAAUCAUUACUAACUAAUAAAUAAAACUAAUUGAAAACUAGUGGAUCAUCUAAACAUAGUUUUAUCCUUUCAAUGCUCCUCAAGAUCCUCUUCUGAGUCACUGCACACGACAUCUAAAUGAAAAACUGUUUUUUACUUCAGUUUGUUUUAGUGAGAGCUCCCAAAUAUGUUCUUUGUAAAAAGAAUCAACCUGACGAGCGAAUCCUCAUUAAUCCCACCCAUGACAUAUUUACUAGAAAGCCUAGCUGAAACAUCAACCAUCAGCUAGUAUUAAAAUCAUGGCGACAGAGUUUCCAAGCAGAAUACGAAGCCCCGUGUUUUCUUUACAUGGCGGCCGAAGACUGAGAUCUAUGAUCUCUUUUUGUCUUACGAACUUCUGCACAAACAACUUGUGUCAGAGAAGAUUAACUGAGGAUGUCUUUUACUUCUAUAAAAUGAACGACAAAGUAUAACUGGAAAUAUAGUUAUAGCAAGAAAAAGCGUGCAGGCCAUGCAAUGCUUUCUUUUUCUAGAGCUUUAUGAUGUCAAUUAUCUUCCUUUCAUUUCCAGUAUCACUAUCUAUGAGAAUCUUGGUUCCACCCAAUUGGUGGGACAAGAGAACUUUUAGAAUGUCGGUUGUCACUGGCCCAAAUUUUUAAAAUUUUGGUACUCUGAAAUUUGUUUGAAAUGAUCUCUUUCCGGCUAAAGAGUUUACUACGAUCUUUUUCAAUUGCAAGCUGAAAUUGAUUAAACAAUAUUUCUUUUCUUUCUUCGUUGAUAUGGAAGCGGUUGAAGUCAUAUAGCACCUUUAUGUCGCAUCAUCUUUAUAUGCUGUUAUCCUUUUCUUGUCAAAGACAGUCACAAUCUUUGUGAACCUGUUCAAUUUAUCUGCACGUGAUAGUUAUUCGGAGCUAGCAUUGGUCACUUGUGCCAGUUUCAUACAAUUAAGCCCUAA
Messenger RNA from Rhopilema esculentum, 8356 nucleotides. RefSeq lists its product as uncharacterized. NCBI's taxonomy places the organism in Eukaryota, Metazoa, Cnidaria, Scyphozoa, Rhizostomeae, Rhizostomatidae. The record is from RefSeq and is a predicted model, not a curated record.